Gadus macrocephalus (Pacific cod) is the source of this 1035-nucleotide messenger RNA. RefSeq lists its product as uncharacterized. Gene Ontology annotation, biological process: cytolysis in another organism; pore complex assembly; monoatomic cation transport. The record is from RefSeq and is a predicted model, not a curated record. The transcript is spliced from 3 exons. Gene Ontology annotation, molecular function: channel activity. NCBI's taxonomy places the organism in Eukaryota, Metazoa, Chordata, Actinopteri, Gadiformes, Gadidae. The coding region runs from base 160 to 693 and encodes 177 amino acids. Gene Ontology annotation, cellular component: pore complex.
CAUAACGGAGAGCGACCACGCCCGUGGGUGUGUUGGAACAAACACUGUGUCAGAGCAACCAGAGAAGGAGGGCGGGCUCUCUAUUCCACCAAAGGCUCAGGAAGAGGGGAACUUGGAAAACUCUUUCUCAACGGUGAUCGACUCUAAAAAAAAGCCAAGAUGCCAGAGAACGCAGAGGCUGUUUCAGCCACUUUCAACACUAACAGAAACUGCACAAUGGAAAUCUCCAAUCUCAGCAGCCACUACUGCCUCAUUAACCCUAAGGUCUACAUGGCCAGCGGUUUCAGCUACCACCCGCCGCAACCCACCGUCCGGACGGGCAAGACGGAGGUGUGCUCCUUCGACAAGGACGACAACAGCGCCACGGGGGCCGUGGGCCUGCUGACCUACGACCUCUUCCACAUGCGGGACCGCACCGCCGCGCACCGCGCCGCCCUCAUGUUCUCCGUGCCCUUCGACCACAACCUCUACAAGAACCGGCUGGCGGUGGGCGUGGUCGAGGCGUCGCGGGCCUGCGACAAGGCCCUGUACGAGACCAUGUACGGCGGGAAGGACCUGAGCAUGUGCGCCAGCUCCGAAGCCGACGGCAGCGGGAUGGCUUACAAGACGGGGCAGGUGGAGCUCAGGGCCACCAUGUCCUCCAUCGGCAAGGCCAUCGUGAAGGUGGAGCUCUAUGACAAAAUGACAAACUAGAAGAGAUGUCACGGAAAAGUACUCGAGUUCUGCAUUGUUGUUAAAGGUGACGUGUUAAACCACCAGGUGUGAGUGUGAUUAGCCAUUACAAGCCAUUCGGAAAAUCGUUUAAUAUGUCACCUUAAAAACACAAUCGGUGGGAUAUGGGAUAUAUACCGAUCCUUUAAAGUGUCCGGACCGCAGACGGCAUGCUCGCUGUUUUUUAAGGGGUGGUGCAACAGGUGGCUUCAUAUCAAUCAGAAAGUCUUUGUGUUCUCCGUCGGCUUUUAAAACUGUGUACAAUAUGCACCUGGUUUUGUUCUUACCAUCUGAAUAAAAGAUAAUAUAACAUUGAUUGAUUGA